CAACAAAUUUAAAAUAAUUUAAAAAAGUACACUUUAACUCACAGGGAUGGGUUCAAAAAAAUGUAUUCAUGAUAAUCGUUGUUGUACAAUGCUUGUUGCCAUUGCAUUUUUUCGACCAAACAUUGCCGACUGACAAAAUUUUUUGUCAAUUAUCUCUGGGUUUUAAGCAUUGCUGCAAAUAAUUUUUUUAGCAAAAGCUUUUCAAGGAAGAUACCGAUAGAACCAAAUGGAAUGGUCAUGCAUGUGUGGAGGGGAGAGAGUGGAAGAUAGCACAAGUAAUUCCAUGAUUUCUUCAAGAAUGUCUGUCGCUGUACUCGGUCUGCUUGCCAUCAACGCUCCUGCUGCGCUCGCCCAAGUGGUAGUGACUAUUCCCACGACAGUCCUAAUGACUAUCACUUCCACGAGAGCUCAGCCCACUUCAACCAACGCCCUCAUUCCGCCCGUUCUUGUGACCUCCAGCGCCCAGACCCAGGAGGGCGCCGCCACCGGGGAGGGCGCCGCCACCGGGGAGGGUGGAUCAGCGACCGAGAUGGCAACUACCGUUGACACAACCGAGGGUGAGGGCGCCACUGCCGAAACUCCGACCACAGUAGCGUCUGACAAGGAAACAGGUACCGCAGAGACCACCACGACUGCGAAUUCCGAGAGCAAGACCGGGGAAGAAAGCACCACCACUACUACCGAUGCUACUUCUUCCAAGGACACUGCUGGUGCGACAUCGGGCACAGAAUCAUCCGAGAGCAAGGACCAAAAUGACACUUCGACCACAACUGUUGACUCCGAGACCGGGACGAGCAAGACGGCUAGCGCCACGGAUAACUCGAGCGACGGAAAGACCAAGUCUUCGACGGAGACCUCGGGUGCAGCGGGUGGCAGCCACCUGAGCAGCUUGGUCUUGCCGGUCACUGCGGUAGCUAUUGCUGUUGAGGUUUUCGCCGCAUUGUUCUAGCUUUUGUUUUGCGCAACAGUAGUGAAAUAUGCUUUUUUCGUUAUAAUUUAUUUUUCUUUAAA
Molecule: messenger RNA, 1011 nt
Organism: Kickxella alabastrina
Lineage: Eukaryota; Fungi; Kickxellomycota; Kickxellomycetes; Kickxellales; Kickxellaceae
Exons: 3
Coding region: 227-949 (240 amino acids)
Source: RefSeq, a predicted model, not a curated record